This is a messenger RNA of Phaedon cochleariae (mustard beetle), 1440 nucleotides long. The record is from the annotation of a GenBank genome assembly. NCBI's taxonomy places the organism in Eukaryota, Metazoa, Arthropoda, Insecta, Coleoptera, Chrysomelidae.
GUGAGCUGCUGCUAUCUGCUAGUAGAUCCGUGAGGUCUCCAGAGGUGCGAAAUGUGAUAUAUGUUUGUGGACGGUCCUGUGAUUUUGAGUGCUAGAAUCAGAUUUGCGAUGAACUGGAUGGAUGUGAUUUUUCUCCUUUUGCUGACCACAAACCCGAUAGGAGUAAGAGGCUAUGAAGGCUGCUCCUCUGCCUACGGCAGCAAACCUUGCAGUUUCGUACCAGCCCCCCCUGGAAAAACACCCCCUUGUGCAAGGCCAGGGCUGACUUUCUGCGAACACCCCGACCAUUACCCUCAACAGCUGAUCAACUACCUGAUCCAGAAAUGGCGGUUCGACCACUCCACCCUCAUAGCCUCCGAGUCCCGCGAGGAGUUCUCCUCCUACCUCCGGCCAACCCCCUCGCCCGUCUACGGCCCCCCCAACUACCACAGCUACGGCCCCCCCAAUCACCAUAGCUACGGCCCGCCCACCUACCAAGGCUCAGGACAGGGCCUCCCUGAUCCCAUCCACAUUUACCACGGCUCGGGGCAGGACGCGCGGGACCUCCCUGAGCCAAUCCACAUUCCGAAGCCGCCCUUCCCCUUCCAUGACGGUGGGAAGGCCUAUGUGCCGCCCAAGGCGUAUCCCCUCCUGCGCAACUUCACCGAGGGGAGUGGGGGGCAGUACGACUUGCGGUAUCCGGAUAGUUUGUCGGCGUACAGUGAGCGGUACCAGCCUCAGGGUUAUUUCACGCCUUCGGAUGCCCAGUAUAACCCGUACAUUGGUGAUGUUUGGAAACGAAUUGAAAGCAACUACCAAAGACUCAGAAGAUCGCUGAAGCACCAGCGAAAGCGGCGCAGUUUUCAGCGAAUAACUGAAGAAAGUAAACAUUCAAACAGUACCCUUCAACGAUCGAAAAGACAGGCGACGAUACCGUCGUUGUGCAGGGUCAGGUCUCAGUUUAUCAUGCCCAGGGCGGCCCUCAACAAUAAGGGCAAUUGGAUGUACGUCGUCAAUAUGCCCGAAGUUGACAGCAGCUAUACGCAGCUAGUCAAAAGUGAAGUUUGCGCAUCUCAAACUUGCAAUGGUAUUUGCAGCCUCCCAGAAGGAUACUCUUCAAGAUGCGAACAAAAAUACGUGCAAAAAAGGCUCGUUGCCUUAGAAGCAGGAGGUAAUCAACUUUAUAAUGAUGUUUUUUGGUUUCCCAGCUGUUGCAUUUGCGCCAUAUCCAGAAAUUAAAAAGAACCUAGGUAAUUUUCAAGUCAAACAAAAUUUUGAAUAGUGGGAGCUUGUGAUCGAUUUAUUAUUUAUUUUCCUUCAUUAUUAUCAGCUUGAAUCAUCGUGGUAUACAUGCAUUUUUCCGAUUACUCGACUUCAUUUCACGAAUAUUAGCUUUUAUUUUUUCAUACGCUUUCCCUCCGAAUUGCUCAUCUGGUUAAAAAUGAUUUUUGAAAAAUAUAC